CCUGGAUCUCAUGGAUGUGUGUGUUUCAUGGCUGUGACACCGGAGAUUGCGGUCCUUGAAAACUUCUGAACGCUGUUGAGAGAAGACCGUCCUCACUUAUCUUGACCCUGGUCGCCUUAACGAAUUGCAGCCUCGUAGAGAGGCAAUUUUCUGAUGAUGGAGAAUGGACAGGGCACAGGCUCCAAGCUUGGCCUGCCGCCUCUCACUCCAGAGCAGCAGGAGGCGCUGCAGAGGGCAAAGAAAUAUGCUAUGGAGCAGAGCAUUAAGAGUGUGCUGGUGAAACAGACCAUAGCCCACCAGCAACAACAGCUCACCAACUUGCAGAUGGCAGCAGUGACAAUCGGCUUUGGAGAUCCUCUCUCACCUUUACAAUCGGUGGCAGCACAGAGGCAGCGGGCAUUAGCCAUCAUGUGUCGGGUGUAUGUGGGCUCCAUCUACUACGAGCUGGGGGAGGACACCAUCCGUCAGGCCUUCGCCCCCUUCGGCCCCAUCAAGAGUAUUGACAUGUCUUGGGACUCGGUCACCAUGAAACACAAGGGUUUUGCCUUUGUGGAGUAUGAGGUUCCAGAGGCCGCCCAGCUGGCAUUGGAGCAGAUGAACUCGGUCAUGUUGGGUGGGAGGAACAUCAAGGUGGGGCGGCCAGGUAACAUUGGUCAGGCGCAGCCCAUCAUCGAUCAACUGGCUGAGGAGGCGCGCGCCUACAACCGGAUCUACGUGUCCUCUGUGCACCCCGACCUGUCCGACGAGGACAUCAAGAGCGUCUUCGAGGCGUUCGGGAAGAUCAAAGGCUGCGCGCUGGCGCGGGACCCCACCACCGGCAGGCACAAAGGCUACUGCUUCAUCGAGUACGAGAAGCCUCAGUCAGCGCUGGACGCGGUCUCCUCCAUGAACUUGUUUGACCUGGGAGGUCAAUACCUGCGGGUGGGAAAAGCCGUGACUCCUCCCAUGCCCUUGUUGACCCCGACGACCCCUGGGGGUCUGCCCCCUGCCGCUGCCGUGGCUGCAGCAGCGGCCACAGCCAAAAUCACUGCUCAGGAGGCGGUAGCAGGAGCAUCGGUCCUGGGCUCCUUGGCAUCACCGGCUCACCUCCUCAGCCAGCAGAUGGGCCUCCCACAAGCUGUACUGGCAGCGCAAGCACCCGGACUCAUCACAGGUGUAACUCCAGUCCGGCCGACUUUACCCGUUGUUCCCCAGGUGGGCCUGGUCAACCCCGUGCUCGCCUCCCCGCCCGUCACGACGGCAGUGGUUUCCAUGGGAACGCCUACAGCGACAGCUCCGUCAGCGGAGGUGAAGAAAGAGGAGGAACAGCCGCAACAGCAGCAGAGCGAGGGGGAGCAGACUCAGUCUGACGGAGCAGGACAGGAGAGCCUGAGUGAGCAGGAGCAGCUGAGCAUUAGUGGGAGCAGCGGCAGACACAUGGUCAUGCAGAAGCUCCUCCGGACUCCAGAGUCCACGGUGAUGGUUUUGCGGAACAUGGUCGGCCCAGAUGACAUCGACGACGACCUGGAAGGGGAAGUGACGGAGGAGUGUGGAAAAUUUGGCGCUGUCAACCGCGUCAUCAUCUACCAAGAACGCCAGGGCGAGGAGGAAGACGCAGAAAUCAUUGUCAAGAUCUUCGUGGAGUUUUCCGGCACGGAGGAAAUGAACAAGGCCAUCCAGGCCCUUAACAACCGCUGGUUCGCAGGUCGGAAGGUCGUGGCAGAGGUGUACGACCAAGAGAGGUUCAACAACAGCGACCUCUCCGCCUGAGACUGCCCCGAAAUGGCCGAUGGCUCUUUCUCUUGCUCUCUCUCUUUUUCUUUCUCUCUCUCUCUCUCUCUCUCUCUCCGUCUCUCUCUCUCUCUCACUCACUCAUGCCUGGCCUCGAUGCUCAAACUCACUCAGCGUCCAUCACUGCUGCUAGAGAUUUGGGCCUGUUUUAAACUUGUAAUUAUUUUUUUAUUGAUGUUGAUGAUAAUAUUAUUAUUAUUAUUGAAAAAAAAAAAUCCCUUUGGAGGGAUUUGGCUUAA
Molecule: messenger RNA, 2009 nt
Organism: Chanos chanos (milkfish)
Lineage: Eukaryota; Metazoa; Chordata; Actinopteri; Gonorynchiformes; Chanidae
Gene: puf60b
Product: poly-U binding splicing factor b
Exons: 12
Coding region: 154-1749 (531 amino acids)
Biological process (GO): alternative mRNA splicing, via spliceosome; mRNA splice site recognition; regulation of alternative mRNA splicing, via spliceosome
Cellular component (GO): precatalytic spliceosome; catalytic step 2 spliceosome
Molecular function (GO): RNA binding
Source: RefSeq, a predicted model, not a curated record